Molecule: messenger RNA, 6085 nt
Organism: Mustela lutreola (European mink)
Lineage: Eukaryota; Metazoa; Chordata; Mammalia; Carnivora; Mustelidae
Gene: RTKN2
Product: rhotekin 2
Exons: 13
Coding region: 252-2123 (623 amino acids)
Biological process (GO): positive regulation of cell population proliferation; signal transduction; hemopoiesis
Source: RefSeq, a predicted model, not a curated record
GUCCGCGCCCCACUUCUCCGCGGGCUGUGCGAGCUCGGCUCUCCGCCGGCUCCCCACUCUGGAGGCCCCGACGCGGGGCGCUCCCACUGCGCGUGCGCCCUCCGGCGGGACGCCCCCCGCGCCCCUCCCCCUGCGGCCGGACUUGGUACAGCCGGGACGGCGGUUGGCGUCCUCCGCGGCUCAGGCGAGCGGCGGGAUUUUCAAAUCUUACCUUUGGAGGAGUGGCGGCGGCCCGGGCUGGGACGCGGGAGAUGGAGGGACAGGCCGCGAGGGGUCCCGAACUCCGCCUGGCGGGCCUUCCUGUCCAGCAGGAUUGCAGCAUUCAAGAAAAAAUAGAUUUAGAAAUUCGAAUGCGAGAAGGAAUAUGGAAACUCCUUUCUCUGAGCACUCAGAAAGACCAGAUCUUGCAUGCAGUUAAGAAUCUCAUGGUAUGCAAUGCUCGAAUAAUGGCAUACACAUCGGAGCUACAGAAAUUAGAAGAACAGAUUGCAAAUCAGACUGGAAGAUGUGAUAUGAAUUUUGAAAGUAAAGAACGAACCGCUUGUAAAGGAAAGAUUGCCAUAUCAGUUUAUCAGAAAAGUGUCAAUGAAGACAUAAAAAGAGACAAAGAUAUUCGAAUACCACUAAUGUGGAAAGACUCUGAUCACUUCAGCAAUAAGGAACGAUCACAGCAGUACGCCAUUUUCUGUUUGUUCAAAAUGGGAGCUGAAGUUUUUGAUACUGACAUGGUGAUUGUGGAUAAAACUAUCACAGAUCUAUGUUUUGAAAAUGUAACUAUAUUUAAUAAAGCAGGGCCAGACUUUCAGAUAAAAGUGGAGGUUUACAGCUGCUGUACAGAAGAAUCUUCUAUAACCAACACACCAAAAAAACUAGCUAAGAAACUGAAGACAUCUAUAAGUAAAGCUACAGGGAAGAAAAUAAAUUUGGUGCUUCAAGAAGAUCAUGAAACAUGCUCAUCUUAUAGUUCUCCUAUUUUUGCUGCAAAGUAUAAUUUGCUAGCUCAUACUACUUUGACCUUGGAAAGUGCUGAGGAUAGCUUCAAGACCCAUAAUCUGUCUAUUAAUGGAAAUGAGGAGUCUUCAUUUUGGCUUCCCUUAUAUGGCAACAUGUGCUGCCGCCUAGUCGCACAGCCAGCUUGUAUGGCUGAGGAUGCAUUUGCAGGAUUUCUUAAUCAGCAGCAAAUGGAAGAAAACCUAAUUAGUUGGAGAAGGUUGUAUUGUGUUUUAAGAGGGGGUAAACUCUAUUGCUUUUAUUCUCCCCAAGAAAUUGAAGCUAAAGUGGAACCAGCUUUGGUAGUGUCCAUUAACAAGGAAACCAGAAUUCGGGCAAUGGAUAAGGAUACCAAGAAAAAAAUUCAUAAUUUCUCUGUCAUCAACCCUGUUGCUGGACAGGCUGUAACUCAUAUCUUUGUAGCAGACAAUAGAGAAGAUCUUCAGAAAUGGAUGGAAGCCUUCUGGCAACAUUUCUUUGAUCUUAGCCAAUGGAAGCAUUGUUGUGAAGAACUUAUGAAAAUUGAGAUUAUGUCACCACGGAAACCACCUUUGUUCUUGACAAAAGAGGCGACCUCAGUCUACCACGAUAUGAGCAUUGAUUCACCUGUAAAACUUGAAAGUUUAACUGAUACAAUACAAAAAAAACUUGAAGAGACAAAUGGACAGUUUCUUAUUGGUCAGCAUGAAGACUCCUCACCACCUCUUUGGGCCAGCCUCUUUGAUGGUAAUCAUCAAGUGGUUAUCCAGAAAAAGGUAUUAUCUCCUGCAAGUAACCAGCUACAUGAUGGGAAAGGGAAAAAAAGACGUGCGCCCCUUCCUCCUUCUGAUAAAGCUCCAUUCAGCUUAAAAACACAGAGUAACCCAGAUCAAUUGGAUAAGGACAACUGGGAAAAAACAAGUGUAUCUUGGACCUCGCCUUUGGAUACCAAAUUAUCAACCCUAAUGCAUCACUUACAGAAACCGAUGGCUGCUCCUCGAAAACUCCUUCCUGCCAGGAAAAAUAAUGUAAAUGAUGAUAGUGAACACAUAGACACUAAAACCAAUUUUGAAGCCAAGCCAGUGCCAGCUCCAAGGCAGAAAUCUAUCAAAGACAUUUUGGACCCUAGAUCAUGGUUGCAGGCACAAGUAUAGAAAACUAUGUAUAAAGCAUUUAACAAAAUCUAUACUGUUAGACUUGAUUCAGAAGCACUAGAGAUAUAGUAAUAUGUAAUUAUGUUGGUAAAUAUGAUAGUGACUUACAUCAAUAAUUAAUAAGCUAUGGGGUCUGAAAAAUGCUUUAUAAUGAAGAAUUGGAUUUUUCUUUUAUUUCUGAUCUUUGGAAUAUAAGUGAUUUCCCUGGUAGAGUGCAAGAGGCAGUUUCAGACAAUAUCCUAAUUGUUUGAAGGGUUAAUUUAUUCCUAAAUUAGUGCCAGCAGUGAGCAAGCACUAGGCAGAAGAAGGCAUUAAAAUUUCUUUGGGGAGAGACUGUCUAGUAAUUUAAAAUGUGUUAAAUAUGAGCCAUAUUCUCAUUGUGAGAGUUUUAAUACUAAUGGAAUGUUUCAAAAAGUUUUAUUCAAACCACAAAUUAUAGAAUCCACCCAAGAAAAUUUCUUCUUAGCAUUCUGGAAUUCUCAUCUAAUGGUUCACUGACUCUCAUCUAUUGUUUAACUCACUAGUUAACUCACUGACCUUUCAAAUUCCUGGGAUAAAUUUUGGAAUAUUAAAUUCUUCAUCUUUAAAGGGAAUUCAUAAUGUGUUAUUCAAAGUUGUUUCCUUGAUGAGCCCUGAAAUCCUGUUGACAUUAACUCUCAUAAGUGAAGCAUAACAUUUAUUAGUUUAGAGAAAAGGUAAAUGAAAUGUUCUCUAUUUCCACUUUUCUGUGCAUGGUGCUAAUUUCCAUUAUGACAUUGGAAUUUGGGGAAGUGAGUAGCUGAUUAACACCUUAAAAUUCAUUUAAUACUUAUUUAAAAAGCAGAUGGCUGAUUCAAAAAUAUCAGAAAAGUUGGCCAUGAAAAUAAUUUUCAGAAUUAAUCCUUUUAAAACAUUUUAAUUAAAUUUCCUUUUUCUAGUAAGGGUUGAUGUCUGCUAUUGAUGUUAUUCAUUAAAAGUCAUAUUCUUACAACAAUGACAUCGGAAUCAUUUCCAUAGGAGGUAAUUUCCAUAGCAACUAAUCAUUGUGACCCAAACAGGAUUAUGAAAUCAAGUGAAGAAAUAAAUAGCGAGAGGAUGAAUACCUUAAAGGAACAAAAAAAUCCUUUUUUAAAAUAAUAAUGCUUCUUGUAAACAAGAGCUGAACAGUUUUAAAAAUCAAAUCAGAAUUUCCAAAUAAAACAGUUUCCAUAAGGUGUCAGCAACGGCUCAAAAAAUCUGAAAUCACACUGAACCCUAAAUGUCAUUGCAAGAAAUAAAAAUAUAAGAAUUAAAUUACUGCCCUGUGUAUAAUCUCUAGAGAUCUUUUUAAAGCUCAUGAGAACUCUAUUUGGAUCAGAACUACAUUAUUACAAAGUAAAAUGAACACUUGACAAAAAAGUAACAUUAAUUUAAAUGGAGCCUUUCAUUAUUUUUAGAUAGCAGUCUUUCUUCAUUUAUAUAGAAUGAUGUAACUGCCAGGUUACUUUUGUGUUUGCCGGGGACUCCUCGUAAGAAUUGCAACUCGGGGGAGUAAUGAUACAAAAGGUCUCUUGUGACCGUCGACACCAUGAUAGACAUAGUAUUUGAUGAGAAGGAAGCCCCACGUGCCUGCCUUUAGAGGACUGUAGAGACAAUCACAUGCAUGAAAACCUGCAAAGGUACGAUUAAUUUGUUUUUUUCUAACAAGAAGACUCUCAUAAAUUCUGUUGUGGUUGCCAGUUCAGUAAAUGACAAUAUUAAAAUCUACAGGCUAUUAUUGUUUGAAUUUUUGUUUAUUUUUUAAACCUCAACUGCUGUUUUUGACAGCAUUUGUGACUGUCAUUGCCGCUAAAUUAUUGAGCUAGAAGAUGCUGCAGGCAAAAUUGUUUCUGAAACUGGCAUCUAAGCAUUUUUUUUUUUUUUUAGUCGAAGCCUUCCUUCUAACAACCAGUGUUAAAACUUCCAAAUUAUAUUCUUGUCAUUUCCUCAUGCAUAUUAUAUCAAGAAGGAUUUAAGGUGUACUGGAAAUAGAAUUUAUUCAUAGAGAAACUACCUAGCAGUUGUGCCCUCAGUGGGACACUGGAACAAAGCUGAGGCCCUUCCUCCUAGAAAUAUUUAUGUGAAGCCUGACCAAGGACCACGGUUAUUCAGGCUAUUUCUGGGGGCCCACCUCCCUGCAUGCUACAGAGCCUUUGGGAGCAGGCUGAAGGCUUCAGCUUCACUUCCUUUAACGUGCUGUUCAUUAAAUGUUAGUUCACUUCCCCCGAAAGGUUUAAUACAAAGUCGGAGCUCCCUCCCUUCCUUUUUUCCUUCUUACUCCCUUCCUUCCUUCCUUCCACAGUUAAAAAAAAUCUAAAAAUACUUACUUAAACACUUUUUCAAGGAGUUCGUCAAAGAAGUAUUUGUUUUCUCAUUUCCUAAACCGGAAGUUUAUGACAGAUAAAAAUAUGUCAUGUAAUAAAAGACAUUUCAGCUUUUUAUGAGCUGCCUUCUCACAUUCCUGUUUGUCCUUUUAAUUUGUUUCCUGAUAUAUGAAGACUAUAAACUUGAAAACAAAGAGUUAGCUGUCAGAGCUUGAUAAGAAUAUUAUAAUUAGAGAAACAGAAAGAAUAGUUAUUUUAUGAUAUUAUGAUAAUUCUGAUAAUCUGAAGAUAAUGUCUUAGAAAAUUACAUUUGCAUUUCAAGAUCUGGGACAUAAAUUACUUACAACAGCAUUAAGAUAGUAUUUUUACUUGCUACAAAGUGGUGAGCUUUUUAUUUAAACAUCUUGCCAAGGACAAAGAAGGCAUUUUGUUAUUAUAAACACACACCUCCUAAGGUAAAGAGUCUUUCAGAAUAUCAGGCGUGCCAACUCUGGUUGGUGAGUUUGGUUAAAUCCUCCUUUAACUGUCUGCAGUGCCCCCUGACUUCUUUAAAUGGAUGUGCAUGUAUUUGGAAAACUGAUUUCAUUUAUUCUAAGUGCCUUAUCUUUACCCUUUAAGAUCUUACUAAGUAAAUUUUUCUGGUCCUGUUUAUUGAAAAUGGAAGCUGCCUUGCAUUAGAGAGGAUUCAUAUAAGGUAGGUUAAGCAGUCAAGUAUUUCCUUAGGCUUGUGUUCAGCACCUUAGUCACCUACUGAGAAGUUAAUUAAUUCAGUCCAAAAUGAAAUUAUAGGGCAGUUUGGCGCAAUUUAUGUUAAAUGCCAUUUGAAUGUAAUCACCUGUGUUACCAUGAAUGAGGAACAACUGAGUCAGAACGCUGUACCAGGAACAGAAAGAGCAGUGCUUUGGCAGGGAAAUCUCUCUCCCUGUGGUCAGAAUUUAUCAAAGUCCUUGUCUUCUUAAAGAGUGAAUUAUUGAAUAGUAAUUAAACUUUAACUGAUGACCAUUUAUACAGUGUUCUGUUAGUCUUAAACUACAAAGCAGACAGAGUUGACUUUAAGUGCCCUUACAUUUCAAAGGCAUCACUAUUUUCAAAUGUUUACAUGUGUAAUGGAACUGCUUCACUAAUAACAGUUCUAUGAAAAAAUGGUUUAUUUUGGAUCAUGUGUAUUUUUAGUUAGCACUAAAAAGGUGUCAUUACCUUUGAAUUUUUAAAAGACAAGACUUCAUUUAAAGAUAUGCUAGGGGGUGUUAUUUUUUUUAACAUGCUUGUAUGAUUGACAUUGUUUCUGAUUUUUAUUUUUUAAUUAAAUGUAGGUCAAGCGUCAUCUAGAUUAAAACAUAUUCAUGGGACGCCUGGGUGGCUCAGGUAGUAAAGUAUACAACUCCUGAGUUUGGCUCAGGUCAUGAUUGCAAAGGUCCUGAGGUAGAGCCCUGUGUCAGGAUCCAUGCUGGGCAGGGUGUCUGCUUGGGUUUCUCCCUCUCCCUUUGCCCCUCCCCCUGACUCUGCUGGUACUCUCUUUAAAAAAAAAAAAAAAGUAUCCUAUUAUGGGUAUGUAUUUUUUUUAAAGUACCAAAGAUUGGUAAGGAAGCCAAUGUCAUGUGAUUAAAAUUUCUAUACAUUAAAGGAAUUGGUUCAUAAAGA